Benincasa hispida (wax gourd) is the source of this 1965-nucleotide messenger RNA. RefSeq names its product cytochrome P450 86B1-like. Gene Ontology annotation, molecular function: oxidoreductase activity, acting on paired donors, with incorporation or reduction of molecular oxygen; iron ion binding; monooxygenase activity. The record is from RefSeq and is a predicted model, not a curated record. Lineage: Eukaryota; Viridiplantae; Streptophyta; Magnoliopsida; Cucurbitales; Cucurbitaceae.
ACAAGCAAGCUAACUUUGCAUGCUUUCUGCUGCCUUAUAUUGCAUGACUCUUUCACUUAUUCUCAACUUUUUCCAACAAAAACUUCAUGUUUUCCCAUGCAUGUCCAUUCCUUCAUCACAAACCUAUGAUGGAUUCCGGCAACCUCUCCUCCUCCUCCUCCCCCUUGCCCCCUCCAAUUUCCGUCGCAAACUUCAGGCUCCGGCCGCUCCUUGAUGUCCAAAUCUUGGAGAUCUCUUUCGCUCUUUUUGUGUUCUUGGUUAUCCAUGUUGUUAGACAGAAGAGACGAUAUGACUUGCCUGUAUGGCCACUUGUUGGUAUGUUACCAGCUUUGAUCACAGCAGCAAGGGGAAAUAUCUACGAAUGGAUUACUGAGCUCCUCCACCGUCACAAGGGCACAUUUCAAUUUCGAGGUCCGUGGCUCAGCAGUCUCCAUUGUGUUGUCACUGCUGAUCCCCGAAACUUAGAGCACCUUCUCAAGACUAAAUUUUCUUCCUACCCAAAAGGGUCAUUUUUUCGCGACACGGUGAGGGACCUUCUCGGUGACGGAAUAUUUGGUGCCGAUGAUGAGACGUGGCAGCGACAAAGGAAGGUGGCGAGCAUUGAGUUUCACUCGGCGAGGUUCCGACAAAUGACGGUGGACUCGUUGGUGGAGCUCGUGCACUCGAGGCUCGAACCGGUGUUGGAGAAUUUCGCCGGACGGUCGGAGGUGGUGGACCUGCAAGAUGUUCUUCUAAGGUUGACGUUUGACAAUGUGUGUAUGAUUGCUUUUGGGGUGGAUCCUGGCUGCUUGCGCGGUGGCUUGCCGGAGAUUCCAUUUGCUAAGGCCUUUGAGGAUGCCACUGAAGUCACUGUUCUACGCUUCAUCACACCUACUUUCAUAUGGAAAGUCAUGAGGUACCUGAACUUAGGAAUGGAAAAGAAGCUUAAGCAAUCGAUCAAAGCCGUAGACGAAUUUGCAGAGAAUGUGAUUCAAACAAGGAAGAGAGAAUUCUAUACGGCGGCACAACCGCAGGCCGAUGAUCAAAGAUCCGACCUAUUAACUGUAUUUAUGAGGCUAAGAGACGAGCAAGGGCGGCCAUUCUCCGACAAGUUUCUCAGAGAUAUUUGCGUCAAUUUCAUACUUGCCGGAAGAGACACAUCUUCCGUAGCAUUGAGUUGGUUCUUCUGGUUGCUCGAUCAAAAUCCCGAUGUAGAACACAAAAUUCUAGAAGAAAUUUGCAGAAUCGUCAGCGAACGAGAAGAGGCCAAAACCAGAGAGCUUCGAUUAGAUUCGCUAGUGUUCAAACCAGAGGAAAUCAAGAAAAUGGAGUAUUUGCACGCCGCCAUUUCCGAAGCCCUAAGAUUGUAUCCAUCAGUUCCAGUCGAUCACAAAGAGGUUGUGGAGGACGAUGUAUUCCCAGACGGAACGAUUCUGAAGAAAGGAACGAAAAUCAUAUACGCAAUAUACGCAAUGGGAAGAAUGGAAGCGAUUUGGGGGAAAGAUUGUUGCGAAUUCAAACCUGAGAGAUGGAUGAGAGACGGUCGAUUCAUGAGCGAAUCCGCAUACCGAUUCACAGCCUUCAAUGGCGGCCCUCGCUUGUGUCUGGGGAAGGAUUUUGCGUACUAUCAAAUGAAAUACGUCGCCGCUUCUACCAUAAGCCGGUAUCGAGUGGCGGUGGUGACGGGCCAUCCGGUGGAGCCGAAGCUUGCCCUAACUUUCUACAUGAAGAACGGGUUGAAGGUCAAUUUGAUUAAACGAGAAGAGGGACAGAUUUGGAAAUACAUGAAGUUAAAUUGAUUGAGCCCUAAAAAUCGGAGGGGUGUUAAUAAUUCGAAAUAAUUAUAGUUUCUUUUUUUUUAUUAUUAUUUUUAGAUUUGAAAAAAAAAAAGUUUGUUUUAGUGAAAGAGUGAAAAGAAAAAGGAGGAAAAUUUGGGGAUGGAAUUAUAUAUGCUUUGAUUGAUAUAGUUUUGGAUUUGAGAUGGUG